Molecule: messenger RNA, 2851 nt
Organism: Pieris brassicae (large cabbage white)
Lineage: Eukaryota; Metazoa; Arthropoda; Insecta; Lepidoptera; Pieridae
Exons: 6
Coding region: 1090-1824 (244 amino acids)
Molecular function (GO): N-acetyltransferase activity
Source: RefSeq, a predicted model, not a curated record
GUUUAUUGGUCGAACGUUAGCGGUGGUCAAACAAAAUUACAUGGCGAUGCAAGAUUUAUGACUAACGUCCACAACAAGUAUACAAAUAACACUUCGGCUAUCUGCGCACCCGCCGACCUUUUUCUAGAACAAUAUCUCACUGCCAGCUUCUUUCACCAGCUUUCUACAUUGCAUUGUUCGUUGUCCGUAACACAGCCUAUGAUUUGAAAACGAUAUUAAUGAGCAUUUAGCGUCAAUGAACUAAUGUCAAUUGAUUAAUUUAAUUGAAUUGAAAUAAACUGUUGGAUUUGAAGGUUAUCGCAAGGGGAAAGAUCUUAACACGUAAUUGAGGAAAUUUGCUUGACGAUUCUCAGAAACUCAAACGAACUUCAAGUCAUACACGCUUCACUUUGCUCUGCCAUCGGCUGAUAAUUUUAAAUUUGGAAAAUUUAAUUUCUAAUAUCUUACAUAUAGUAACUACCCUCACAACACACAAAUAACCAUUCUUGUUUUUGCUUUUAUGAAAUAUUUAUAGUUUAUGUGAAUUACUCGACGGAACGUUGGCAGCUCCAUAGUUUUCCCCAUUUCUUAUAUAAAACCUGUGAUUUUGUCAUGAUGUAUAGUGUUUUUCUUUGUGUCCAAUUAUAUAAAAUAUAUAACUAAUCUAAAACUAUAGUAGAUACAUAUAUAAAAUGUAUUCUAAUAAAUUAAGCAUUUAAUGUCAUCUUAGGAGAUGUUUUCAUUUACUCUACUUAGAAAUUAUAUACUAACUAUGUACUAAAUUAUUUAAACAAAAAUGUACGUAAAAAAGAUCUUAACCCUAGAAGAUAUACAAUACCACUUUACAACAUUAAAUAAAUUUAUACUCUGUAACGAAACGGCAAUGAAUCGCAGUAUUACCUUUACAAACGGCCUUACGAUGUUUUGUAUCUGUUCAAGGUCCUAUCUCGAGCUGGUCGUCUUAUUGUUUAUUAAUAGUAGAAUAGCAGUCGCGUGACACUAUCGUCUAGUGUUUAUGAUAAGUUCAUUAUACAACAACUAUAGUCAACAUUCACAUACGAUUAUUCAAUCUGUGGCAAUACGUGAAUUAAGUCGCCUAUAUAGUUUAAAAUGCCUUUUAAAAGAAAUUGGGACGCAUCGUGUCCUCGAGUUUGGAAUAAAUGGGAGGCUGACGGCCAGGAGUGGAUUGUCCAGGACUUGGACCCGAAAGACGAUGAAGAGGCACUUGACAUUUUAUUGGCACAUCUUUGUACUGAUGAAAUUCUUUGCUCCUUAAGCAAGCUUUCGGAAGAUGAAGAAAGCAUCGAGGGUAUGAAGAAGUUCUGGGUGCCCUGUAUAGCGCAGAGGAUGAGUCUUGCGCUCUACACCUGCGUAGAUGGUAAGAAGACUCUGGUAGCUUUAAACGUGUGCGUCGUCAUGUCUGCUGGAGAUACUUUUCCAGAUGUUGAGUCGCCAGGGUCUUUAGACAUCAAUCUUAAAGAGAUCAAAGGUGAGAAAUGGAAGAACGUGUUUAAAGCGCUAGAGUACGUGGAAAUCAAGCGAGAUCCACACAGAUACUUGGAAAUGGAUUUACUGUUACAUGCGUUUGGGCUUGUUGUAAAAAGAGACUACAGAGGACAAAGGCUUGGUGCCAAAUUGUUGGCUGCUAGGGAGCCACUAUCAAAAGCACAUGGGAUCAAAGGUACAACGACGGUAUUUACGGGUCCAGCAUCACAGAAAUUGGCGGCUAGCUGUGGCUUCGAAAGUAUUUGCGAAGCAUCCUGGAAGGACCUGGCUGAUUCAGGAUUAGACUACCCUCAUGAGCCUAAUAAAUAUAUUAAACUUAUGGUUAAGCGAUUUGAAUAAGCAAUAGAAUUUUGAUAGAACCAUAGAUAUCAUUCUGGUGAUAUAGAGAAAUAUUAAAAAUAUUUUCAAUUUUAUCAUAUAGAACCGGGUUGCCUAUAUGUAUAUUAGCGUGAAGUGUGUAUUUCAUAAGGUUACUAAACAAAGAUCAAGAUUAUUAUGAUUACGAAUUACUUUAAACUGUUUCUGAGUUAAGGGAAGUUAGUACUCAACUGUUGAAAACGAAAUAUCUAAGUUGUAAAUCAGGAAAUCCAUGGAUAAUGUUAUUUAUUAUUUAAAAGUUUGAACUAAAUAUGACAACACGAAUUCUAGAUUUCUAUUGUCUUUUCGAUGUUUCUACAUUAGUUCUGUCUUUUCAGCUUAUUAACAUAAAUGCAAUGAUUUCAUAAUCUAUGGAAAAUGUCUUUUACAUAUUCACUUUAUUGUUAUUUUUUAUCAUUCUUCGAUAAGAAUUCUUAUUUCUUAUACAAGGAUAAUAACUUAUAUUGUCAUCAAUAUACAAUUUAGUUUUAUUUGUUCAAAAUGUCUAUUAAAUUAUUUCAAAUUCCAAAUUUUACUUAGGGUCCUCCAUGAAAAUAGCAUACAAAUCCAUAAAAAGUCGGCAACGCACUGGCGAGCCCUCUGCCAUUGAGAUUGUCCAUAGUCCAGUUAACAUCAAGUGAGGCUCCUACCCGUUUGAAGGACCCUAAGAAUAAUUGGUUUCUUUAUUACAAUGUGAUCAGGACAGGGUUGAACGGAUGAUUGGGUCUACAUUCGGGAAGAAAUUGUUCUAUUGGGUCAGGCUGUGUCCCGUUUAUAAAGAAGGCGUUUAGAAGAACAGGAGAACACACAGGAAUACGUACACUUAGAAAUGAGCUGCCUCGCGUCUCGGUCGAAACGCAGAUAACUUUUUAUAUCCUUAAAGAACGCUAUCACAUUUUCAUCUAUGUAUGGUCGCCUGCAAAAACAAAAAGUAAUUUAUUUGUAUUAUACAAUUUUUUUUAACGACACGGUAUGAAACUGUAAUAAACCGUUACCUUUAACGUAACCU